Molecule: messenger RNA, 3025 nt
Organism: Papilio polytes (common Mormon)
Lineage: Eukaryota; Metazoa; Arthropoda; Insecta; Lepidoptera; Papilionidae
Gene: Ldlr
Product: nidogen-2
Exons: 7
Coding region: 18-3014 (998 amino acids)
Biological process (GO): cell-matrix adhesion
Molecular function (GO): calcium ion binding
Source: RefSeq, a predicted model, not a curated record
GUCCAGGCGUCGUCAACAUGUGGACGUGCGCAGGAGUGCUGGCACUGGCGGCGUGCGCGUGCGCCGUCACGCGAGACCAGUUCUACCCCUACGGCCCAACCCUAGACGCGAGUCUACCGAAAGGACAGACAGCAUCCUCUCCUGAAGUUCCUCUCAAAGUGCCAAUUACCUUUUACGGAGAGAGCUACGAAACGAUAUUUAUAAACAACUACGGAGUCCUCACGUUUAGAGCGGACAUUCCAUCGUUCCUCAACGCGGAGUUCCCUCUGCCGUAUCCCUCAAUCGCAGCGUUCUACACAAACGUCGACACGAGCGAAGCCGGUGACAUAUUCUACAGAGAAACUGACGAGCCUCAUGUACUUCUUAAAGCCGAAGAGAGCGUGCAGAGCAAUUUCCACGACUAUUAUGACUUCAAACCUAAAAGCGUCUUCAUCGCAACCUGGUUGGAGGUCUCUUACGUUGGCCAUUCCGAUCGCAAGAACAGCUUCCAGAUCACAGUGAUCAGCAAUGGUACUGAGAGUUUCGUUGAGCUGAUCUACCCGGAGAGAGACAUCCAGUGGAUACAGCGCGAAGCUCAACCAAACAGCCUCCCAGAUGCUAAGGCACAGGCUGGCUUUGUUGCUGAGGACGGCAGACUACUGACGCUCAGGGGAUCCGGCAGCCAUCAAAUUAGAAACAUUGUUUCAUGGAGCAACGUCCAUGAACCGGGUAAAUAUGUAUUCAGAGUGGGUAAUAUCUCGUCCGAUGGCAACGUAGCUGUCCCCGAUCUAUACAAUCAAAACGAAGACGAGAUCGAAGAGGAAUCGAAAACUUGUGCGCAGAGCGGCCCUAGCGUAUGCCACAUUCAAGCGCGCUGCGUCGAUUACCCCGCGGGAAUAUGUUGCCAGUGCGAGGAAGGAUUCUACGGCAAUGGGAAGUCUUGUAUCAAAGACGACGUGCCGCUUAGAGUCCACGGUAAAGUCAACGGAAUCAUUAAUAAUGUUAAUCUAAAUGAUGUGGACGUUCAAGCUUACGUCGUGGUAGCAGACGGCAGAUCCUACACGGCUCUUUCGCAGGCGCCACCGUCACUCGGCACCAGCUUACUGCAACUAAGUGUGAUAGGAGGAGUUAUCGGAUGGCUUUUUGCAAAGCCGUCUGGUGGGGCCAAGAACGGCUACCAGUUGACCGGCGCUCUUUUUAAUCAUACUGCUGACAUAUUCUUCCCUGAGACUGGUGAUAGACUAACGGUGUACCAGGAAUACUUGGGUCACGAUGUGUUCGAUCAGAUAACGCUAGAAGCUGAUGUCAGAGGCACUAUACCUGUGGUUGCACCUGGAACCAAGCUUGAUAUUUCAGAAUAUCAAGAGCAAUAUACGCUAGUCGAGUUAGGUGUCUUACGCAGUGACUCUUCUCGCACAUUUACAAACAAAAUUACCGGCGAAAAGUACGAACAAAGAGUGUCACAAACCUUCACAUUCAACUCUUGUCGAUAUCUCCCUCCUUCAGAAGAUGACACGACUUCCUCGACUCUCAAGGUGGCUAAGAAUUAUCUUGGGUAUGAGUCCAGAGAAAAUAUCGUAAGAUACGGUACUAGUAAUAAAAUCGUACCUCUAGGUAAGGAGGACCCUUGCAUUGAAGGUAAAAAUAGUUGCGGCCCUCAUAGCACAUGCGUAGUGCAAGGCGACACAUUUGCAUGUGUGUGCCAAUCGGGUUUCUCGAGCCAAUAUCGGGACGAUUCCACCGUCGAAUGCGACGAUAUAGAUGAAUGCAUGACCGGGACUCACAACUGUGACGCAAACGCUGACUGCUAUAACCAUGAGGGUGGCUUCCAGUGCAGAUGUCGAGACGGGUACGACGGUAACGGCGUCUCCUGCAGUCGUGUCCUACAAUGCAGGGACAAAAAUUGUGACCCUAACGCUCAAUGCUUAGACACGGAAAAAGAAGCAAUAUGCAUUUGUAAUCCUGGAUUUACUGGGGAUGGACAGAGGUGUUGGCCGACGUACGAAAAUAAAUGUAAUAAUUGCUCUCCAAACGCUUACUGCAGAUUCGUACCAGAAAUAAACAAUUACGAGUGUGAGUGCAACAAUGGCUAUAGCGGCGAUGGAUACUACUGUUCUACAGACCUCCCCGCCACCCCUACCACACAACAAACGGAACCUAGUUAUCCUUCACCUGCUACAUCGAACAUCCCAUCCAGCUAUUCAAGUCAAGAACCUAGUGUUCCUACAUAUCCAUCCAGUACUACAAGCUAUCCAACCCCGCCUAGUUUGCCCAGUUACAAGCCAACUGUUCCAGAUUACCCUAUUAACAUGGCAUCCUACGAUGGAUCAGGCUUAGAAAACUUCUUGACGGAAGACAUCAAAACUCCUGAGGGUGUAUCCGUCGACUGGGCUGCAAGAAACAUAUUCUGGACUGAUUCGAAGAAGCUGUCCAUUGAAGUGGCAAAUCUCGACAGGAAGACUAGAAAAGUACUAUUCUCCGUCGACGGCAUCACCAACCCCCGAGGCAUUGCUGUACAUCCACAAAGAGGAAAAAUCUUCUGGUCAGAUUGGAAUCGCGCUGGGCCUAAGAUAGAGUGGGCCAACAUGGACGGCUCACAGCGCGGCGUGUUCCUAGACCAGACGGACGUCAAGUUACCCAACUCGCUGGCCAUCGACUGGGCGCGCGACCGGCUGUGCUAUGCCGACGCGGGCCUCUUCAGCAUCAGAUGUGUAAGCAUCGCCACCUCCGAGAGGGAGACCAUCGCCGCCAACUGCUCACAUCCCUUUGGCCUCGCCAUCAGCGGCGACAAGUUCUAUUGGACAGACUGGAGAACGUUGGAUAUCGAAUACAUAGACACGGUGAGUCAAGUGAAAGGCCGUCUGCCGAUAGCGGCGGCCACGCGGAGGCUGUACGGUGUGGCUGUGGCCCCCGAGGACUGUCCCACACAGACCAACGUUUGUCAAUACAGGAAUGGCAACUGUGGACCUGAACAACUAUGCUUACCCGACGGCAGAGGCGGCAGAACGUGCGUCGACGGUGACAACACUAAUUAAGAAAUGCCAGA